AUGGCACGUUUCUCAACAAAGCGCACGUUGGAGGAGAUAGUCAACAAAUCGGACUCCGACGACUUCGACUACAGCGAUCACCCCAUUCGAUCAUCAAGGCAUUCGGCAUCCAGGUCUAAGAAGAAAAAGUCAAAGCCUGCGAAGAAACGACGACGCCAGAACUCUGACGACGACGACGAUAUCGAUUCGGACGACGAUCUUAGUGAAGUCGAUGAGCUUUCAUAUGACGAGUCUGAAGAAGACGAGGAGGAGGCAGCUAAUGUCGAGAGAAAUGCGAGGGGUAUUGCGCGUCGCAAAGCGGUCCGAAACCGUCCGGUUUACAAGGAAGACGAUUCCGAGGAUGAAAAGGAAUUAGAUGAUGCCUCAGACCAAGGGGCUAAAGAGGAAGACGAUGGGGAUGGAGAGAGAGAACAAGAAGAACAUGAAGAAGUGCCAAUUGAAGCACCGUCCAGAAGAACCCGCCGAAAUGUGAUUACGCUGAAGGUCGGCCGAUCUUUGAAGCGGCUGCCGACACCAGACCUGCAUAGAGAAACUAGGCGCAGUACCCGACAUCAUCGUGACCCAUCGGAAGAUAUUUAUGCUUUGACGAACUCUGGGAGGCACGUGGAAACUGUUGAGCAUGGUAUUCCAAAUCCCGAUUCAAAAAACACCGGAACGCGACGCGUAUCAGACACUGUGAACAGGAAAGAGACAAUUGAAGAAGAAGACGAGGAACGUUCUGGUGGAAGUAAACCUAAUGAUAACAAUGAAGACGCGAAGGUAUCGUCAUUGGAAGUACUUGAGAGCGAUCCUUCUGGUGGAUUUCUCGAGGGUUUGUCUGCUACUGCGCAAGGCACCAUUGAUAAUGGUGAUGUUGAAAUGGCCGACGAAAGCGUAAUCCCCGAAUCCGACAAUGAACUUGCAAAAGCAGAAGAUGAUGGAGAUGACGAAGAUGACGAGGACGAGGAACCCACGUCACGAAGAAGGACUCGACCUAGUCAGACGUCGCCAGCAGACAACACAGAUGACGGAGGACGUGAAACUCGCCCCAGUCGCAAAAAACCCGCGCGCUCAUCACAACGGAAACAAGACGAUAGCAGUGACUUUGAGCCCAAUGAAGAAGAGUCCGAAGACGAUGACGUAUCUGCAACAGAUCCCAAUGCGUCACCCCGCAAAGGUGAAGCGGUCGUCCCGGAUGAAGAGAGUGGUAAUGACAGGCGCCCAGGGCUUCGUAAUAGAAAGUCACAAUCGCGUGGCCGGGGUGAUUCGGAAGCUUUUGAUGGCGAAGCUGAGGAGUUGGCAGAGGAACUUGAAGACUUGCAACCCGCUCGUCGUCGACGAAGGAAAGAAGAGGCCAUUACCUAUGAAGAUAAACCUCGUCGUAGCAGGAAGGAUGUGGAUUACCGCCUUAUACGACCUGAUCUGUUCCUUCCGAUCGAAGAGGCAGAAUCUGAACCCACGGAAUCCCCUUCCCGCCGCGGACGAGGUGGUGGAGGCAGCUCCUGGCAACGAACCCUCUUUUCAACAUCUGGUCCCUUUGGCGGUGGUGGGCCUGCAGCUGUUCUUGGUCCGCCGGGGGCACUAGGGGGAAACAAUAUAGACAGUGACAGCAGUGACGACGAAACAAUGCAAGUGAAGGGUGCUCCUGCAGCACAAGGAGUGCCAACAUUGGCUACAGGAGGGACCGGAUUUACAUCAGCCCAGCCUCAUAGUACAGACGCCGCCGCUCCUGGUCUCUCGGGGACACCUGCAAACUUUGGCAAGGUUAAAGACAAACAGGCAUUGGCUGAUGCCGAUCCUCUGGGAAUUGACCCUAACGUUAAUUUUGAUAGCGUUGGCGGCCUUGAAGGUCAUAUCGAUCAGCUCAAAGAGAUGGUGGCAUUGCCACUUCUGUACCCGGAAAUUUUCCAUCGUUUCCAUAUUGUUCCUCCACGAGGUGUCCUCUUCCACGGGCCUCCUGGAACUGGAAAAACAUUGAUGGCUCGAGCUCUAGCAUCCAGCGUGAGCUCAGAAGGGCGAAAGGUCACCUUUUACAUGAGGAAGGGUGCCGAUGCCCUAAGUAAGUGGGUUGGUGAAGCCGAAAGACAGUUACGGUUACUCUUUGAAGAGGCCCGGAAGACACAGCCUAGCAUCAUAUUUUUUGAUGAGAUUGAUGGGCUUGCACCCGUUCGAUCUAGCAAACAGGAGCAGAUUCAUGCAUCCAUUGUUUCUACUCUGUUAGCUUUAAUGGAUGGUAUGGAUGGAAGAGGUCAGGUUAUAGUUAUUGGUGCUACGAAUAGACCGGAUUCUAUCGAUCCCGCUCUCCGUCGACCGGGCCGUUUUGAUCGCGAAUUCUACUUUCCACUACCGAACAAGGAUGGCCGACGCGCUAUCUUGGAUAUUCAUACCAAAGGCUGGGAUCCUCCUCUACCACAUACGAUCAAGGAUGAAUUAGCGGAACUGACCAAAGGCUAUGGAGGUGCGGAUUUACGUGCUUUGUGCACUGAAUCUGCGCUCAAUGCUGUUCAAAGGCGAUAUCCGCAGAUAUACAAAUCUAGCCAAAAGCUGCUGAUUGACCCAAAGACCAUUGAAGUGACACCAAAGGAUUUCAUGAUUUCUAUCAAAAAGAUGGUGCCUUCCUCCGAGAGAUCUACUUCGUCCGGGGCUACACCAUUGCCUAAAACCGUGGAACCAUUGUUGCGAAAUCGAUUUACAGAGAUUAAGGAGUUCUUGGCCAAUAUUCUUCCUCAGCCGAAACGGCUGACAGCCUUGGAAGAGGCACAAUUCGAAGAACCCGAGGGCGGCGGCAGUUUCAGGCGAGAACAAAUGCAACAAGAGUUUGAAACAUCUCGCAUAUUCAGACCACGACUGCUUAUAAGGGGCUCAUUAGGGAUGGGUCAGCAAUAUCUCGCCGGUGCUGUGCUUCACCAUUUCGAGGGUCUCCAUGUCCAAUCAUUUGAUCUUCCCACUCUUAUGAGUGAUUCCACCAGGUCCCCAGAAGCUACUGUUGUUCAACUAUUCGCCGAAGUCAAGCGGCACAAGCCGAGUGUGAUCUAUAUACCGAAUGUUCAGACAUGGUAUGACACAGUUGGGCACACGGUGAUAUCAACAUUUAUUGGUCUUCUUCGUUCCAUUCCUCCAACAGACCCCGUACUGCUUCUUGGCGUCAUCGAGGAGGAUGGAGAGCCGUUAGAUGCGACGAUGCUCAAAAGCCUUUUUGGCUAUUCACAGAGGAACCUAUAUGCCUUACCACCACCAAAUCAGCAGUCUCGACAUGAAUUUUUCGGUAGAGUGAUUGACUAUGUCAAGACCUCACCGGAAGACUUCCCUGAUCCAGAAAAUCGCAAAAGAAGAAAAUUGGAGGAUCUGGAGGUUGCACCUCCUCUCGAGCAGAAGGCUGACACACUCUUGACAAAGGAUCAAUUGAAAGCACAAAAGAGAAAGGAUCGUCAGACUCUGAAUCUACUGAAAAUUAGGAUCCAGCCUAUCAUGGACCAAAUCAAAAAAUAUAAGCGCUUCAGGGCCGGGGUAGUGGAUGACUCACAAAUUCGUUACCUAUUUGAAGAAGAAGACCCUUCAGUUCUUACCAGCGACCUACCAUUGGACCAGCAGACGGCGUUCCGACCUUUUGAGAAGAGCAUUGAUAAAAAUGGAGUACCUGGAUUGAAAGAAGUUGCAACUGGGCGUUUCUUUUACAAUCUUGAAAUUGUCACUAUUGAAAAGCGUCUCUCCAACGGCUAUUAUAAGCGCCCAAAGGAUUUCCUUGCUGACAUCAAAAGGAUCGCAAAGGAUGCACGUGCACUCGGAGAUCAAGAGCGACUCCUACGAGCCAAUGAACUUUUGACGAACGUGGAAGUUGACAUCGGCGGCAUCGAACAAAGCGAUCCAGUCUUAGUUGCCGAAUGCGAAGGCGUGUAUCUUCGCGAACUAGAGCGUGAGAAAGCAGUAAUGGAGCGCGCCAAAAAAGCAGAAUUAACAGGAGACAUGGCACCACCCAGCCAAUUAAACGUUCCACAUGGCAACACUGAUUCAGCCGUAUCUUCUGGCCCAGUUGUUCUCGGUCAGCCUUUUACGAACGGUGCUCGGCCGGUGACUCCCUCACAUCAAUCCACUAGUGGUCCUAUGAGCAAUGGGAAUCAUGGUGCAGGCGGCUCUGAUCUCAACGAAGGGGGUAUUCAUGGCUCACAUAGUAACGACCCUUCAAACGCAUCUCGCGCAGAAGAUGGCGAUACCUACAUGACAAAUUCCGACGAGCUAGACUAUACUGGACGCUUAACUGCAAAUAGCUCGUUUGGGCCUUCAGCCCAACCGAAACACCCGCUUUCUAACACAGCACCCUCUCAGCAAAUUCGAAGAGAGUCUGGAAUCUCAAGUCUAUCACAAAAAGGCCCCAUGACUCCUAUGGCCCCAGGCUCCCAGCCUGGUGACUACACUAACGAUGCUUCAACGACACAAACUACCUCUGAUAAGAAGACGUCGGAUCAGUCCACAGGGCCUCAGCUUCAUACACAGAGUCUUACGACAGGGAGUGGCCCACGAGGGGAAUAUCCUGAUCUGACUUCAUACCCUGAUCGAAUCUCACAGGAGGAGCAUCUUCCUGAUACUCAGCAAGGCAGUCUUCUUAAUACGAGUCAGCCUCUGAUACGUCCACAUUUGCAAAAUAACGCGCAGCAUCGUCCGGUUCCCGCUUCCGAUGCUGCCGCCAAACCGUCUGCGCAACCGACGAAUAUCAAAUCUCUUCUGAAUAAUGAAGAACGAAAUCCACGGGUUGAUAUCGAUCACGGGUACAUCGACCAACUUCACAUUCAAUUGACCCAGCAGACCAGUGGCUGCUCUGUGGAACAGCUUGAACAGAUCAACACGCAAUUGAUGGACAGUAUUUGGAAGCAACGGGGAGAGUGGGAUAGGACAAAAGUUGCUGGUCAUGUCAAAGAUAAGUUCAACGAAGUGCUACAGGAUAUGCAAAGCAACCAAUUGUUCUCUUCCAUGAGCCAGCAGACCCGGGAGCAGUUAGCGGUGCAACAGGUCAGCGCUGGGAGACACGCGAUUUCAUAA
Molecule: messenger RNA, 5013 nt
Organism: Talaromyces proteolyticus
Lineage: Eukaryota; Fungi; Ascomycota; Eurotiomycetes; Eurotiales; Trichocomaceae
Product: putative AAA family ATPase
Exons: 3
Coding region: 1-5013 (1670 amino acids)
Biological process (GO): positive regulation of transcription by RNA polymerase II
Cellular component (GO): nucleus
Molecular function (GO): histone binding; ATP binding; ATP hydrolysis activity
Source: RefSeq, a predicted model, not a curated record